Molecule: messenger RNA, 4869 nt
Organism: Seminavis robusta
Lineage: Eukaryota; Bacillariophyta; Bacillariophyceae; Naviculales; Naviculaceae
Source: the annotation of a GenBank genome assembly
AUGAGUAGCUCUGCCGCUGGAAGUCGCUUCCCGGUGCAAAGCUGCGACUCUAAGCGUAUCGAUUGCGUACAAGUGUACGGCCCCAAGUGGACUGCUAGCGCUGGCAGCAGCAGCAGCAAGACUGCUAGUGCUAGUAGUAGUACUAGUGCUGUUAGUAGACUCACUAGUAGAGUCCGCUGGUACCAUGUGAUCUUUGGCGUACUCUACGUGUAUCAGCUAGGUUGGCUCGUCUCCACGAUGGGAGAACCGUAUCGACUCUUUCUAGAAAAGGCGGAUAGAGAAGGAUUGGCAGUCAUGCAAGGAUCUACCAUUUACCGUGCCGAACUGGAGCACUCCUUUGGAGAUCUCAAUGAUCCAAAUCGACGAACCCAAAAACUAAGUUGGACUUCCUGGAUGGAUUAUGACAUGGAAGAAUUGGUGGAAGAAAAGAAAAAGGAUGCUCAGCAAUCUGUCAUUGAUUCACUUUCACAAAAGGAACGGGUGCCUCACAAAUUGGCUCCGGCGUUUCUACCCUCUCUCAUCAUGGGCAUGCUCUGCACGUUGCACGCAUUGGUCAUUCUCAUGCAGCAUUGGUCUGUUGCCGUACUCGUGUGGAUGAAUUACAAGGAACUCGACGUCACACAUUUAGAAAUACCCGACACUAUCAUGGAAUACGAUUACGAACAAGAUGCCAAGGAUAAGGAACUACCCAAAGCGGCUGCCGCAACAUCCGACCCCACGAAAAAGAAAUCCAUCGCGGUAGCACCCAUUCCCGCACACAAGAUUCCAUCCUACUUGCCCACUCAUGCCCGUGUCGUGCCCGCCAAAGAAAAACCUGUGCUGGUACCACUCGAAUUCUUUCCGACAUUAGGCAUGACGUUUGAAUAUCAUCGUCGACGAUAUCUAUUUGUCAAGAAUGGACCUGACGACUAUGUAUGGACCAAAAUUCGAUGUCGCACCGAUUUGCCACUCUCCUUUUUAGCACAAACGUGGAAGGGAUUUGCCAGUACGGCGGUUGUCCAAGCUGCCACUAUUCGCUAUGGACCCAACAUUUUUGAAGUCAAACAACCAGAAUUCAUGGAACUGUACAAGGCACAAUUGAUCAAUCCAUUCACCGUCUUUCAACUCUUCUGUGUUCUGCUCUGGGCCAUUGACGAUUAUUUGAUUUACUCCUUUUUCAGUCUGUUCAUGGUACUCCUCUUUGAAGGAACGGUUGUAUUCCAACGACUCAAAUCACUCCAAGCAUUGCGAGGAAUGGGAAAUCCAACACGACCCGUUUACGUCUACCGAGAGGACAAGUGGACCGCCAUUGCAUCUACCGAUUUGUUGCCCGGUGAUAUUAUCAGUUUGACACGACAAAUGCCCAAGAAAAACAAAAAUGACGACAAGAAACGAAAGACUGUAACCGAAGACGGAGGUGAUGUAGUCCCGGCCGAUUUGCUCCUCUUGCGGGGAUCCACGGUCGUCAAUGAAGCCAGUUUGACGGGAGAAUCCGUCCCACAAAUGAAGGAAGGGUUAGCCGAUUUAUCGACGGCAACAACCACCGAAAACACGACAACCAAUGACGAUGACGUGUUGGAUAUGAAGAAUAAGCACAAGAUGAAUGUCGCAUAUGCCGGUACCAGAAUGUUGCAAUGCUUGUCGGGCGACAGCAAUGAAAAAAUUACUCAAGAUGGAGAGGGUGGUGUAAAAUCCAUUCCAAAUCCUCCCGAUAAUGGAGCCGUCUGUUUUGUCUUGAGAACCGGGUUCAGUUCGGCCCAAGGAAAAUUGGUCCGUAUGAUUGAAGGAUCCCAAGAAAAAGUCAAGGGACAUGAACGUGACACCGGACUGCUCCUCUUGGUCUUGUGCUUCUUUGCCAUUGCCAGUUCCUCCUACGUCCUCUAUCACGGACUGCAAGAUGAAGGACGAUCUCAGUACGAAUUGCUCCUCCAUUGCAUCAUGAUUGUGACUUCCGUGAUUCGACCCGAAUUACCCAUGCAAAUGGCCAUGGCCGUCAACAAUAGUCUCAUGACGUUGAUGAAAAUGCACGUCUUUUGUACCGAGCCAUACCGUGUUCCCAUGGCGGGCAAACUCGACGCUUGUCUAUUCGACAAAACUGGUACUUUGACCACGGAUGAACUGGUGGCCGUCGGUGUACUCGACAAUGGACAGCUUUCCAAGAAUUCCAAAAAUGACAAACUCGACUUGACACUCAAACCAAUGAUUCAGGUGCACAACGAAGCAGCGUUGGUCAUGGCGGGAUGCCAUUCUCUGGUUGUCUUUGACGAAGAAACGACGGGCGAUCCACUGGAAAUGGCCGCCCUCAAGAGUAUUCGCUGGCACGUUACUGCCGAUGGCAAAACGGAACCCAUGCCACAAGGAAGCGGAAGCAGCCAGGAUGACAAGAAAGAUGCCAAGAAAACGACAACAGCUGCAGGUCCGGCCAAGGUACAACUUCCCGCUGGGCAACCAAUUCGUGUUCCUGGCAAGGCAGUGACAACUCUUGAAAUCCUUGUGCGACAUCACUUUAGUUCCAAGCUUCAACGUAUGAGUUGUGUCAUUCGAUCUGGGUCAACCCACUAUUCCGUAGCCAAGGGAAGUCCCGAAGCCAUUGGGCAACAUUUGCAAUCCAAACCGACGGGGUACGACGCAACUUCGGAGGCGCUGGCCAAGGAAGGAUAUCGUGUCAUUGCUCUGGCCUACAAAUCACUCGACGCCAGUGUCGUGGAAGAGGCCAAAGAUUCUCGCGCCAAGUGCGAAACGGAUCUCACGUUUGCAGGCUUUAUCGCCUUUACGUGUCGGGUACGAAAGGAUACCGCAUCCGUCCUGCACCGGCUCAAGGAGGGAGGAAUGAGUGUGGCAAUGGUAACCGGAGAUGCCCUCUUGACUGCCAUUCACGUGGCCAAGGAGGUUUACAUCUGCGAAACAGUAGACGGAAAGAUGAUCGAUCCGAUGGAUGAAGUGAAGAAAGAGUCGGACGAAAUGAAGGCUCUUCUCAUCCAGAAACGUAUUGCCAAGGGCGAAAAGGUAAAUCUCACCAAGGAAGAUUUAGUGUACAGACCCAUCCUGUACCUGGAAAGCAUUAAGAGUGGCCUCACGUGGAAGAGCUACGAGAGUGGGGACACCUUUGGCGAUUACGAUGCAGAGAAAGUGCCAGAGCUGUCAAAGACACACGAUUUGGCUACCACGGGCAAGUGUCUGACGGCCGCCUUUGAAUUUGACCACGACGGAACGCGAAAGGUUCUCGGAUACUUCAAAGUGUUUGCUCGUAUGACUCCAGACGCCAAAGAGACGGUGAUCGAGUGUCUUCAUUCGGUGAAUUCUCUCUGUAUGAUGUGCGGUGAUGGUGCAAAUGAUGUUGGCGCAUUGAAACAAGCAGACGUGGGCGUGGCUCUCUUGUCGGGCUUUGGAAACGUGAACGUCGACAGAACUGACGAGAAGGAAGAAUCUGAUGAUCAAACCAAGCAGGAACCCGAGGUUACAGCAAUCAUGAGCCAAGAACACUUGGAUCAGCUGAGAGCGUUGCCUGUAAGCCUGAUCAAGAUGAGAAUCAAGCAGCUGGGCGUCGACCCCACCAAGUACCCCGAUCUCGUCGAGAAGGAAGACCUUGUCAAACUAUAUCAAAUCAAGGCCCGAGAGGUGGCCGUUAAACGUCACGAUCAAAAGAAUGCCAAGGACAGAUCGAAGAUGACCAAAGCCGAGCAACAAGCAGAACAGAAGGCCAAGAUGCUGGAAAAGCAGCAGCGCAUGGCGGAGCGAGUCAGGGAGCUAGAGGCACAAGGCGAGUCCUGGGCCCAAUUCAAAGCCAUGAAAGAGUUCAUGAAUGAGGAAUUCGCAGACGCGAAGAAGAAGAAGGCUGCCGUUGCGAAUUCGAGGGGUAUCGAGGGAUCCGCUGCAAGUCUCGCAGCUCAGUUGGAAGAAAUGGAUACCGGGGAGUCUCCCGUGGUCAAGCUAGGCGACGCUAGUAUCGCAGCACCCUUCACAAGCAAGAUGCCCAGUAUUCGGAAUUGUGUGGAUAUCGUGCGACAGGGCCGCUGUACUUUGGUGUCGAGUAUACAAAUGUACCAAAUCCUGGCGCUUCAGAGUUUGAUUAGUUCUUAUUCACUGUCAGUGCUCUACUUGAGUGGCGUCAAGUACGGUGACACCCAAAUGACAGCGCUUGGUCUGUUGGGAUCGGUUUCGUUCAUUCUGUUGGGUCAGUUUGCGAUUCACCUGCUGACAAUGAUUGUUGCCGUGGAAAAGGCCAAGGAGCACCUUCCACCCGACCACUCUGUGGAUUUGGACGGCAGCUUCAAGCCUGGAAUGCUGAAUACAGUGGUAUUCUUGGUCAGCAGUGUCCAACAAGUGACAGUCUUUGUAGUCAAUCUACAGGGUCGACCCUUCAUGACGGGCGUAUCCGAGAAUCGCCCGUUGCUAUGGAGUCUGCUGUCGACCUUUAUCCUGACAUUCAUGUUUGCCAGUGAAUCGGUGCCUGCCAUGAACCGCUACUUCCAGUUGAUUCCCUUCCCCGACGAUGCCACACGAGAAUUCAUUUUGACCAUUCUGGCCAUGGAUUUGAUUGCCACCUACGUCUUUGACCUUUUGAUGAAGUUCAUCUUUGCCCGUCACAUUUUGAUUGCGAGUUUCAAGGAGACGACCUGGUCGGAAAUAUUCAAGUUGCUCCGUACGUUUGCAGUGAUUGCCUUUUUGAUGUAUUCCUUCCUAGGAAGCGAUGAGACUUGGGAAGAGAUGGAACGUGCCAUGGCGGAACUGGAGGGCACCCUGAUGGAAAAUGCAACUGCCGCAGCAGAUGCAGUGGAGGCUGCAGCAGAGUCUGUGGGAGAAUGCAUUGGCGACGCUUGCGAGGCAGUUGCAGAAACCGUGGCGGAUGUAGCGGAGAAUGUCAAGGCUGCUGUACAUGACGAAUUCUAG